AUGAACACAGUUAACGAACAAGAAGAUCAGAGAGCUACAAAGAAAGUAAAGAAUAGAGAAAGAAGAACGAUAGACAAUGAAGAUUCUCAGCAAACAGAUGACAUGCAAACAGAAAAUGAGCCCCAAGAUGAUAAAGAUGCGGAUAUUGAACGUCCCAAGAGUCCUGGGAAGAUAUCAUAUGCUGCCAUGGCUGCUAGUGGAACGCUCAUGAACAAGAAUCCGCCUGUAAACAUGACUGAAGAAGAGAUAAUUUUUCAAGAAGGAGAUGUUACCAUGGAUAUUUCGGGGGUUUAUCCUAAAAUAAGUUUCUCUAACCGCAUCCAUAAUUUGAUUGAUAGAAACAUGAAACAAGUUAUUAUCACAAGACUGUUGGGGAAGAAGAUAGGCUACAAAGCUCUGAUUAACAGGAUUCAUGCUUUAUGGAAACCGAUUGGAAAUUUCAACUUGAUCGAUUUAGAUAAUGACUAUUUUUUAGUGAAAUUUGAAAAUCUUGAAGAUUACACAAGAGUGCUUACAGAUGGUCCUUGGAUGAUUUACGGAAGUUACCUGACAGUUCAGCCAUGGUCAAGAAACUUCACCACCGCUGAAAAGCAUCCAUCUCAUGUAAUUGCUUGGUUGAGACUUCCCGGUUUACCCUACAGGUAUUACAAUAUUGUUCUAAUUAGGACAUUUGCGAAUACGAUAGGAAGGGUUAUCAAAAUUGACUACAAUACAAAAGCUGGAGAGAGAUAG
Messenger RNA from Hibiscus syriacus, 732 nucleotides. RefSeq lists its product as uncharacterized. The transcript has a single exon. The coding region runs from base 1 to 732 and encodes 243 amino acids. Lineage: Eukaryota; Viridiplantae; Streptophyta; Magnoliopsida; Malvales; Malvaceae. The record is from RefSeq and is a predicted model, not a curated record.